ACAAAAUCACCAUCUUCUUCUCUCUCAUCCACACUUCCCUCUUCAUCUCUCAACUCCCAUUUCAUCUUUCUCCAUCUCUCACUACUCACCUUCCCCCAAAAUCCCAAACCCUAACCGCCACUCCUCCACCACCGCACAAUGCCGUUCUUCUCGGAGGCCGCCAGCGCGAUCAAGAGCAGGUUCGGGUUUCACGACCACCCCUCCGAAUCAUCAUCCCUUUCGCUGAUUCAAAACACUCCCGAUCUUCUCAAAUCCGCCGCCAAAGACAGUCACCAUCUCCUUCAAAGCUCCGCGGUUCGCAACAUCAGCGAUUGGGACGAUGAAGGAGGAGUUGGACAGAGCAGUGCCGCCAUUUCCACCAGCCAAAGCUUCGAAUUGUUCGAGGAUCCUUCCUUCUGGAAAGAUCACAAUGUGCAGGUUAUAAUUAGAAUGCGGCCUCUUAGUAAUACUGAGAUAUCGGUGCAAGGGCACAGCAAAUGUGUUAGGCAAGAGAGUUGUCAGACAAUUACUUGGACUGGGCAUCCUGAAUCGCGGUUUACUUUUGAUCUUGUUGCAGACGAGAGCGUUAGCCAGGAGAAGCUGUUUAAUGUAGCGGGUUUACCAAUGGUAGAAAAUUGCAUGGGAGGCUACAACGCCUGCAUGUUUGCUUAUGGUCAAACUGGAAGUGGGAAGACUCACACCAUGCUCGGUGACAUUGAGGGGGGAACUAGAAGACACAGUGUCAACUGUGGGAUGACACCAAGAAUCUUUGAGCACUUAUUUUCUAGAAUUCAAAAGGAAAAAGAGGCGCGUAGAGAUGAGAAGUUAAAAUUUACUUGCAAAUGUUCUUUCUUGGAGAUAUACAAUGAACAGAUUCUUGACCUUUUGGACCCAUCAUCCAACAAUCUGCAGAUAAGAGAAGACAGUAAGAAAGGAGUUUAUGUGGAAAAUCUCAAAGAAGUAGAAGUUACUAACGCUCGAGAUGUCAUUCAACUACUUAUUCAGGGUGCUGCAAACAGAAAGGUAGCUGCUACCAAUAUGAAUCGUGCUAGCAGCCGUUCUCAUAGUGUAUUUACCUGCGUCACUGAGAGUCAGUGGGAAUCUCAAGGAGUAACUCACUUUCGAUUUGCUCGACUCAAUCUUGUUGAUUUGGCUGGAUCCGAGAGGCAGAAGAGUUCUGGGGCUGAAGGGGAACGCCUCAAGGAAGCUACUAAUAUCAACAAGUCUCUCUCAACCUUGGGGCUUGUCAUUAUGAACCUAGUAAGUAUAUCUAACGGGAAGUCGCACCACGUUCCUUACCGUGAUUCAAAGCUCACAUUUUUACUUCAGGAUUCUCUUGGAGGGAAUUCAAAAACCAGCAUAAUUGCAAACAUUAGCCCAUCCAUUUGUUGUUCGCUCGAGACAUUAAGCACAUUGAAGUUCGCACAACGUGCCAAGUUUAUUAAGAACAAUGCCAUUGUAAAUGAGGAUGCAUCUGGAGAUGUCAUUGCCAUGAGAAUUCAAAUUCAACAACUUAAGAAAGAAUUAUCCCGUUUACGAGGUCAAGUUGGUGGAGGAGAAAUUCAGGAUAAUGACAUUUCAGUAAUUAACUUUCCCGGUUCUCCAGGAUCCUUCAAGUGGGAGGGUGGCGCUCAAGGAUCUUUCAGUCCAUUGACCUCUGUUAAAAGGGUUUCUGAGAAAAAAGACUAUGAAGUUGCCCUUGUUGGGGCCUUUAGGAGGGAAAAGGACAAAGACAUAGCAUUGCAGGCAUUGAGAGAAGAAAAUCAAGCGGCCAUGAAGCUGGCCAAACAACGGGAAGACGAGAUACAAGGUCUAAAGAUGAGGCUCCGUUUUCGAGAAGCUGGAAUAAAAAGGUUGGAAGGAGUUGCUUCUGGGAAGAUCUCAGCUGAGACACACUUGCUGAAUGAAAAAGAAGAGCAUUUAAAGGAAAUUGAGGUCCUGCGAGCCCAGGUGGAUCGAAAUCAAGAAGUAACCAGAUUUGCUAUGGAAAAUUUGCAGCUGAAAGAAGAACUUAGAAGGUUGAAGUCAUUUUAUGAGGGAGGUGAACGGGAAGCGAUGAAUGAACAAAUCAUGGUACUCCAAAACAAGUUGUUAGAAGCACUAGAUUGGAAAUUGAUGAAUGGACCAGAUCUGAAAACAAGUUCUGACUUGGUGAUGGAAGAUGUGCAAAGUGAUGGUGAUCUUCUGUCAAAACCUGAGCCAAGUCCAAAAUCACGUUGGCAGUCUUCUCUUAGGGAAGAAAAUGAGUUUCUCCGCAUUCAGGCUAUACAAAACCAGGCAGAGAUGGACACCAUUCGAAAGAAGCUAGAGGUUUGCCUUGCAGAGAAAGAAAAGUUGGAAAGGGAUGUUGAAGAUUUGAAAGCAAAAUUUCAACAAGAGAAAUCCCAAAAAAGUGAAACAACUAAAGGAGGGGAGCAAAUUGACCUUCCAUCAACAACUGAUAUGCCUGUCAUUAACAUCAAUGACCAACUGGAAUUGAAAACAAUGGUUGAUGCUAUUGCUGCUGCUAGUCAAAGAGAAGCAGAGGCUCACGAGAUAGCAAUUAUGCUGUCAAAAGAGAAUGAUGAACUCAGAAUGAAGCUUAAAGCUUUGAUUGAGGAUAAUAGUAAAUUAAUUGAAUUAUAUGAACAAGCUACUUCGGAAAGUAACAAUAGAAAUGUUACUAAAGGGGAGAAUGCUCAAGAAACAGGUCCCAAGGUUGACAAUGGUUGCUAUCUUCUUGAGACAAGAGAAGAGGAGAAUAAGUUGAAAAAUCUCCAGCACCAGCUUAUGGAAUUGAAUGAAGAAAACGAAAAGCUGAUGAGUUUGUAUGAAACAGCCAUGCAGGAGAGGGAUGAGUUUAAAAGAGCGCUUUCAUGUACAGGACAUGAAAGAGUUGAAACCAAAGGAGAAAUGAACUGCAUGGAGAAGCUAGUUGAAGUUGAUGAAGGGGAAAGAAACUCCAGAGUAGAAACUGUUUCCCAGGAAGCACAGGAUAGAGGUGAACCUACUCUAUCUGGGUCUGAUUUAUGCCUUGAGACUGAUGGACAUGAAGAAAAGCUUUUAAAGGAGGGGAGUGAUUCUGACAUGGACAUUGAGGUAUUGAAUCUAACCGAGGAAAAAUUAUCGAAGGAAUUAGAUCGUGCUAGAAAGACACUUGAAAGUGUUGAUGAGCAAAUCUCAGAUGCUGUGAGAACUCUAGAUUCACUUGGUUGCGCUGAAAAAGCAAUAGUCCAGGUUGAUAAGCUCUCUAGAGAAAUUGAAAUGACAGAACAGGAUAUUCAGGUGAAGCGUCAGCAGUUUGAAUCCUUGAAACUUAUGCUUUCUGAAGCACUACAAAGAAGAACUCUAGUUGAUAAAAAGUUCUCUGCCCUCAAAUAUUCAUUAUCAAACUUGGCUCAAUCGUUUUCUUAUUUUGAGCAACGGGAAACAAGGGCAAGAGCUGAAGUGAACGACUUGACAUCCCAUCUUGACCGAAAGAAGACGGAGUUGGCUUCUCUUCAAGCUUCUAAACAGGGGUUGGAGAAUGCUCAAAAGAAGAAUCAAGAGUCUGAAGUUGAAUUACAGAAAAAUAUUGAAUGCAUCAAAUCCAAACUGGAGGAAGAGAAUCGAAAACGCGAGGGUGAGAAGGUUCUAUUUGCAAUUGAUAACACGCAGAAUAUAGAUUCCUCAUUGAAAAACUUGCAUCUCUGUGGUAAAGCCACCGAAUUACUCAAGUUAGAGGAAGAGAAAUCGAAGCUGCAAGCAGAGAUGAAGCUUUCACAAGAAAGACUCGGGGUUACAAGAAAGGAACUGGGAAAUCUAAGCAAGAAGGUGGCAAAUGUAGAGAGUCAGAUACAAGCUGCUGAACAGGAUGUACAGCAACGUUUGAGGAACAUGAAGGAGAAGGAGCUUGCACUUCAACGGGUGACAAAAGAGAAAGAGAUGCUCUUGGAGUUUAGAGAUGAUGGUAUGUUUGAAAUAGAGCAUAUGAUCAUUGAACUCCACCAAUAUGUUUUUGAACAUGAUCUAAAGGAGGCUGAAAUGAAGAUUCUUGGGGAAGAAUUACAAAUAGAUUUUGUAAGAGCAGAAGAGUUACAGACAGCCAAGGGUAUUGCUGCCAACAUCAGAAACAAUUUAUUUUCUUCCAUGUCUUGUUCAAGCAUGUUUGAGAAAAUAGAGGAGCAGAUGCAAAAUCUAAGAGCAUCUAUUGUGGAGACCAAAUCAUUGUUGGAAGGCAUUUCCCAUGCCACCUAGACUAUUGCUUUGUGUAACUAAUCCUCCAAUUUAAUAAUUAUAGCUUGUUGUUUUGUUUAA
Lotus japonicus is the source of this 4254-nucleotide messenger RNA. RefSeq names its product kinesin-like protein KIN-12E. The record is from RefSeq and is a predicted model, not a curated record. Gene Ontology annotation, biological process: microtubule-based movement. Gene Ontology annotation, molecular function: microtubule motor activity; microtubule binding; ATP binding. Lineage: Eukaryota; Viridiplantae; Streptophyta; Magnoliopsida; Fabales; Fabaceae. Bases 139 to 4194 code for a protein of 1351 amino acids. The transcript is spliced from 22 exons.